AUGAAAGCAACGAAAUCUCUCACAUAUGCAGUCAGAGACACGUUAGUUUCUCCGACUCUUCUCAUUCGAAGUCGUUCAAACCCGUCACCCUGUCUUUGCAAAUGUGGGUCGUGUUCUCAUGAAGACAUAUAUGUUAAUGUUUUACCUGAUGUUUUGUUCACAACUAAGCCUGCGAAGCUAACAGCUGCUAUCAAUAAGUUACUUGAGCGAAUAUGUGAGCAAGGGAAUAAAUCAGUGCACUACACAAAUAAUAGGAUGGGUAAAAUAAUAUCUAAUGUAACCAGCGACGAACAGUGUUGGUGGAAAGACAUGUUUUCAGUACAAAGUGAAGUGACGUCUUCGGUGACACCUUUUGUACGCCUUCUAAAUGCUUUAAUUAAUUUUGAAGACUUCUACACUAAAAGUCAAACAAACGAUCUUACUGAGAUAAUCAAUAUGUGCCGAUCGUGUGAUCAUAAACAUAGACCAAAUUAUAAAGCCAGUCGUUUAAAGUUUUCAGUCGGACUUUGUUCGUAUCUCAGUUGUGUUGAUAUUUUUUACUGGUCUCCUGGUUCACGGGAAAUUGCCUUCGAAAUUGCUUUAGCUUGGGGGAAAUUACUAACAGAUCGAUAUGCAAAUGAAGAAGCUGGUGUACGACAGGGUACUUGUCGUAGUAAUUUAGCACCACAAUCAUUCGGUGUAAUUGAAAAUUGGGUUGAAUACUUAUCUAUGGGUAAAUUGAGUUCGAAAGCUUCAAGAUUCAUCCAAAUAGAACCAGAACAACCUAUUUUCUCUGAAGAAACUAAUUCACCACUUGAUGCUAACAUUCCUAAAUUAUAUACAACAAAAGAAAUUGUCAUUGUAAAAGAUCCUGAAACAGAUCCAGAUUCAAAUGAUCAUUAUUCCAACAAUCCGAAUAUCAGACAUAAUAAAUCAAUAACAUUAAUUAUCAAUACAGGUGAAUCCUUGUCAGCUGAAAAACAAUCAAUUAUGAUGAAUACAAAUCCGGAAUUGUAUACACUAAGCGAAGUAUGGAGAUCAGUUGUCGAUGAACGGCGGAAAUCUGCAAAUACUAUUGUCUAUCAAAUUGAUAAUGAAUCACUUGAUCAGGUUAUUGAAUCGUUGAAUCAAUUCUGGGGAAAUCAUAAAUGUACAGUGUGCUGUGGUGAAGCUGUCAGUCAGCAUUGA
This is a messenger RNA of Trichobilharzia szidati, 1167 nucleotides long. Lineage: Eukaryota; Metazoa; Platyhelminthes; Trematoda; Strigeidida; Schistosomatidae. The record is from the annotation of a GenBank genome assembly.